ACACAACACGUCACAAUCUACGGCGCGGGGUUGGCUGUGGUGGCUAAUUGGCUAGGACACAAUUGCAACGUUCACCACAGGUGCGAGGAAGCGCGCGCACGGACGCAUCACAUCACUUUCACGGUGUGGCCAUCACAGUUUAACUCUCCGGAUGUGCAUCGUCCUGCCGAGCUACACAAAGUUGGAGGAGAACGAUGAAGUGAUGGCUUCAAGAGGAGCCUUGUUGGCAGCAGCGAUCUUGGUGGGCGAGAUGUACGUAAGCGACGAUCGUUCGGAGAGAGUGCCAGAUGGGGCUCGAGCUCUGGACCGAGCCGUCAUUGCUGGCCGCCUCGGCUCUGCGAAGACUGUCGUUGAAAGGCCAGUUGCUGGGGGCGCCGACAAGCGCGUCUGGCAAAGCGCCUCGGCUUGCAGAGAAGGCCCAAGGCUAAGACUCACCAGUGUAGGCCUCCUGGAGCCCUCUGCCAUCGCCGAGAGCGGCGGAAGGCUGUAGAUCGUGCUGCCGUUGAUGGUCUGGCUUGCCGGAUCGGCGUUUUGAUCGUGUUGAGGUCGCGGUACCGG
Messenger RNA from Thecamonas trahens ATCC 50062, 558 nucleotides. RefSeq lists its product as uncharacterized. The coding region runs from base 152 to 490 and encodes 112 amino acids. The record is from RefSeq and is a predicted model, not a curated record. Lineage: Eukaryota; Apusomonadida; Apusomonadidae. The transcript has a single exon.